Centrocercus urophasianus (Greater sage-grouse) is the source of this 1066-nucleotide messenger RNA. Its product is annotated as beta-hexosaminidase subunit beta-like. Gene Ontology annotation, molecular function: beta-N-acetylhexosaminidase activity. The transcript has 8 exons. Gene Ontology annotation, cellular component: membrane. Gene Ontology annotation, biological process: ganglioside catabolic process; carbohydrate metabolic process; glycosaminoglycan metabolic process. The record is from RefSeq and is a predicted model, not a curated record. Bases 16 to 936 code for a protein of 306 amino acids. Lineage: Eukaryota; Metazoa; Chordata; Aves; Galliformes; Phasianidae.
AAACUUUCUCUAAAUAUGUACACUUCACAGGGGGCUUACUCUUAUAACCACAUCUAUACUCCUACUGACGUCCGUCUGGUGAUUGAGUAUGCCCGAUUAAGAGGCAUUAGAGUUAUCCCAGAGUUUGAUACCCCAGGACACACACAGUCCUGGGGAAAAGGUCAAAAAGAUCUUCUCACCCCUUGUUACAGUGGAGAACAACCAAGUGGAUCCUUUGGACCUGUAAAUCCCAUUUUGAAUUCAACUUAUGACUUCAUGGCUACAUUAUUCAGAGAAAUCAGUGGUGUAUUUCCUGACGCCUACAUCCAUCUGGGAGGAGAUGAAGUGAGCUUCGAUUGUUGGAGAUCUAACCCUGAAGUGAAAGAUUUCAUGAAGAAGCAAGGAUUUGGCAUUGACUAUGCUAAACUGGAAUCAUACUAUGUUCAGAAGAUUUUGGAUAUUGUUUCCUCCUAUAACAAAGGAUACAUGGUCUGGCAGGAAGUGUUUGAUAACAAUGCAGAGCUGAAACCAGACACUGUAGUUGAAGUGUGGAUGGCAAAUAACUAUGCACACGAACUGAGCCGUGUCACUAGAGCAGGGUUUACUGCUAUCCUGGCAGCUCCCUGGUAUUUGGACUACAUUAGCUAUGGACAAGACUGGACAAAAUACUACCGUGUUGAACCACUGAACUUCCCUGGAUCUGAAAAACAGAAAAGGCUCUUAAUAGGUGGAGAAGCUUGCCUGUGGGGAGAAUAUGUGGAUGCCACAAACCUCACACCAAGAUUAUGGCCUCGGGCAAGUGCUGUAGGGGAAAGACUCUGGAGCAGCAAAAAUGUGACCAACUUGCAGGAUGCCUAUAGAAGACUGUCCAACCAUCGAUGCCGCAUGCUCAGCAGGGGCAUAGCAGCUGAGCCUCUUUUUGUUGGCUAUUGUCCCCAUGAAGCAAGAUGGCAGUGAUUGCUUUGGACACCUCCAUUCAGCAACCUGAAGUGCCUCUGAGGUGCAAAGAUGUGUAGAUGAGCACAUGUGGUUUGAUUGUUGAACCAAAAACAUUUUCACUUUUAAAAUAAAGAUAUUUCACAUGCUU